AUGUCGGCGACGGGGCCCAUCAGUAACUAUUACGUGGACUCGCUCAUCUCUCACGACAAUGAAGACCUCCUAGCGUCCAGGUUUCCGGCCACCGGGGCUCACCCGGCCGCCGCCAGACCCAGCGGCUUGGUGCCGGACUGUAGCGACUUUCCGUCCUGUAGCUUCGCGCCCAAGCCGGCCGUGUUCAGCACGUCGUGGGCGCCCGUGCCCUCCCAGUCGUCCGUGGUCUACCACCCCUACGGCCCCCAGCCCCACCUCGGCGCCGACGCGCGCUACAUGCGGACUUGGCUCGAGCCGCUGUCCGGCGCCGUCUCCUUCCCCAGCUUCCCGGCCGGGGGCCGGCACUACGCCCUCAAGCCCGACGCCUACCCCGGGCGCCGCGCCGACUGCGGCCCGGGCGACGGCCGCAGCUACCCGGACUACAUGUACGGCUCGCCCGGGGAGCUGCGCGACCGCGCCCCGCAGGCGCUGCCCUCGCCCGAGGCGGACGCGCUGGCCGGCAGCAAGCACAAAGAGGAGAAGGCCGACCUGGACCCUAGCAACCCCGUGGCCAACUGGAUCCACGCCCGUUCCACAAGGAAGAAGCGCUGCCCCUACACCAAGUACCAGACGCUGGAACUGGAGAAGGAAUUUCUCUUCAAUAUGUACUUAACCAGGGACCGUCGGUACGAGGUGGCCCGUGUUCUCAAUCUCACUGAGCGGCAGGUCAAAAUCUGGUUUCAGAACCGGAGGAUGAAGAUGAAAAAGAUGAAUAAAGAGAAAACCGACAAGGAGCAAUCCUAA
Molecule: messenger RNA, 783 nt
Organism: Psammomys obesus (fat sand rat)
Lineage: Eukaryota; Metazoa; Chordata; Mammalia; Rodentia; Muridae
Gene: Hoxc9
Product: homeobox C9
Exons: 2
Coding region: 1-783 (260 amino acids)
Biological process (GO): anterior/posterior pattern specification; embryonic skeletal system morphogenesis; regulation of transcription by RNA polymerase II
Cellular component (GO): nucleus
Molecular function (GO): DNA-binding transcription factor activity, RNA polymerase II-specific; RNA polymerase II cis-regulatory region sequence-specific DNA binding
Source: RefSeq, a predicted model, not a curated record